This is a messenger RNA of Pipistrellus kuhlii (Kuhl's pipistrelle), 2318 nucleotides long. It is a transcript of the gene HRH2, whose product is annotated as histamine receptor H2. Bases 795 to 2015 code for a protein of 406 amino acids. The record is from RefSeq and is a predicted model, not a curated record. NCBI's taxonomy places the organism in Eukaryota, Metazoa, Chordata, Mammalia, Chiroptera, Vespertilionidae. Gene Ontology annotation, biological process: chemical synaptic transmission; gastric acid secretion; positive regulation of vasoconstriction. The transcript is spliced from 2 exons. Gene Ontology annotation, molecular function: G protein-coupled serotonin receptor activity; neurotransmitter receptor activity; histamine receptor activity. Gene Ontology annotation, cellular component: membrane; dendrite.
GGAGACCAAUGCCCGCCUGGUGGGGCCAGCCCGGCGUGGGAACCAGCACUGAACAAGUCGACGCUGCCUGCCUCGCGGGGCUUGGAGCCUGCGUCUAGAUCUUUCUUUCUCCACAUAAGCAAUCCCUCGCUGUGGGCUUCACGCAGAGACAUGUGGCUCAGCCCCUAGCAUCCUGACUCCCCUCCCCCUUCCACGGCGCAUUCUGAUUGCCCCCAAAGAAGGGCAUCCGGACUGGCCCAGGCUCCUGGUAGCGGGCAGGGAGGUCCAGGUCCAGAAGAUCCAUCCUGCUUCAGGCCACGCUCUCGUCUGGUUUCAAAGCGCUCGACACCCGGCCUCUGUGUUGUCAGCUCCUGCUCUCCAGUGGCCCCUGAGGGAGAUGCAGCAGCCAGACCCCUGCCCCGCCGAUGGGAGCAGCUGCCGGCUCUGGAGAAGGAUGCGGCCUCGUCUCCACAUGAUCCGCCUUCAUAGCCCCUGAGCCACCUCCAGACACCCCCACCGCCUCGUCUCUGCAAAACCUGGAGAGAGGCCUGUCCAGGCCGGGAGGAAGCCAGCUCCGAGGGGCCAAGCUGAGGACUGGGGUUUGAACCACCAACUUCGCCUCCUCUCUGCUCCUCCUCAACAUCUCCCAGGAGACUGACUUGACUUAUUUCUAGAAAAAGCACUGUAGCCUGCCCACAAUUGGAUACGUGUUGUGGUUUCUGCGGGGCAGCCUGGAGCCCGGUGGCUGGCACAUUGGGGGGCUGGGAGAGAAGCCGCGAGGGGCCCUGGCAGAGGCCAGAGCUCGGGGUCCCAGGAUGGAGUCCAACGACACGGCCCCCGCCUCCUGCCUGGCCUCUGCCGCGUUCAAGGUCUCCGUCAGCGUGGCGCUCACCGUCCUCAUUCUCCUCACGAUCGCUGGCAACGUGGUGGUCUGCCUGGCCGUGGGCCUGAACCGCCGGCUCCGCAGCCUGACCAACUGCUUCAUCGUGUCCCUGGCCGUCACCGACCUGCUCCUGGGCCUCCUGGUGCUGCCCUUCUCGGCCGUCUACCAGCUCUCCUGCCGCUGGAGCUUCGGCCGGGUCUUCUGCAACAUCUACACCAGCCUGGACGUGAUGCUGUGCACGGCCUCCAUCCUCAACCUCUUCAUGAUCAGCCUCGACCGCUACUGCGCCGUCACGGCCCCCCUGCGCUACCCUGUGCUGGUCACCCCGCUCCGCGUGGGCGUGUCCCUGGUCCUGAUCUGGGCCGUGUCCAUCACCCUGUCCUUCCUGUCCAUCCACCUGGGCUGGAACAGCAGGGAGGAGGCCGGGGGCGGGGCCAACCGCACCGUCCUGCCCUGCAAGGUCCAGGUCAACCUGGUGUACGGCCUGGUGGACGGGCUGGUCACCUUCUACGUGCCCCUGCUGGUCAUGUGCGUCACCUACUUCCGCAUCUUCAGGAUCGCCCGGGAGCAGGCCCGGAGGAUCCACCAGGCCGGCCCCUGGAGGGCGGCCACGCUCCGGGAGCACAAGGCCACGGUGACGCUGGCCACCGUGAUGGGCGCCUUCGUCCUCUGCUGGCUCCCCUACUUCACCGUGUUCGUCUACCGCGGGCUGCGGGGCGACGCUGCCGUCAACCAGACCUUCGAGGCCGUGGUGCUGUGGCUGGGCUACGCCAACUCCGCCCUGAACCCCAUCCUGUACGCAGCGCUCAACAGGGACUUCCGCACGGCCUACCAGCAGCUCCUGCGCUGCAGGUACAGGGGCUACGCUGACCACGACCCCUCUCUGCGGUGCCACGGCUCAUGGCUCCCCAGGACGCGGAGCCAGGGCCCCGGGCAGCAGGAAGAGAAGCCCCUGAAGCUCCAGGUGUGGAGUGGCGGAGAGGCCGCGGCACCCCGGGGAGCCACAGACAGGGAGCCUGCGCUGUCCUGCGCCGUGAGCUCCAGCAACCUCCUGAGCUGCUGCAAGAGUCUGUGGGGACGCCGGUUCCUCCAGAGAUGUGGGGGAGCCCCCUGGGAGCAGCCGCCGAGGACACCGCCCUCCCAGGCCGCCUAGACCCGGCCCCAGGACACCGAAGAUACUGCUCCCGGUCACCACGAUGGGACUCUUGGACCCCUCAGCGACUCCCUGAGCUCACCCUGGGCGCCCGGGGCCACAGGCCCUGUCUGUACUCAGCGUUCCCAGAGAGGAGAUGUGUCUGGGACUUCUCGGAGCCCAAGUCCACAGCGGUGCUGGCCCGGGUCCUGAGCAGAGAUUGGGGGGGGGGGGGCAUGUGGGAUGUGUGCACAUGUGUGCACGCUGUGAACGUGCCCUCUGGGCACAGCAGAGGGUGUUGCCAUAAAGUGCUAGCCUCUGGUU